This is a messenger RNA of Ictidomys tridecemlineatus (thirteen-lined ground squirrel), 1954 nucleotides long. It is a transcript of the gene Fjx1, whose product is annotated as four-jointed box kinase 1. The record is from RefSeq and is a predicted model, not a curated record. Gene Ontology annotation, biological process: cell-cell signaling. NCBI's taxonomy places the organism in Eukaryota, Metazoa, Chordata, Mammalia, Rodentia, Sciuridae.
GAGCAGAUCCAGGGCGAGGCCCUGUCCUACUACCUGGCGCGCCUUCUGGGCCUCCAGAGCCACGUGCCACCGCUGGCGCUAGCUCGGGUGGAGGCUCGGGGCGCUCAGUGGGCGCAGGUGCAGGAGGAACUGCGCGCCGCGCACUGGACGGAGGGCAGCGUGGUGAGCCUGACGCGCUGGCUGCCCAACCUCACAGACGUGGUGGUGCCAGCGCCCUGGCGCUCAGAGGACGGCCGUCUGCGGCCCCUGCGCGACGCGGGGGGCGAGCUGGCCAACCUCAGCCAAGCGGAACUGGUGGACCUGGUGCAAUGGACCGACCUGAUCCUCUUCGACUACCUGACGGCCAACUUCGACCGACUUGUAAGCAACCUCUUCAGCCUGCAAUGGGACCCACGCGUUAUGCAGCGCGCCACGAGCAACCUGCACCGCGGUCCCGGAGGGGCGCUGGUCUUUCUGGACAAUGAGGCGGGCUUAGUACAUGGCUACCGGGUGGCAGGCAUGUGGGACAAGUAUAACGAACCGCUGUUGCAGUCGGUGUGUGUGUUCCGCGAGCGGACCGCGAGGCGCGUCCUGGAGCUGCACCGCGGUCAGGACGCGGCGGCCCGGCUACUGCGCCUCUACCGGCGCCACGAGCCUCGCUUCCCGGAGCUGGCCGCGCUUGCCGACCCCCACGCUCAGCUACUGCAGCGCCGCCUCGACUUCCUCGCCAAGCACAUUUUGCACUGCAAGGCCAAGUACGGCCGCCGGCCGGGGACUUAGCGUCACCCUGAGGAAGAGAGGAAGAAGCGGGACUGGGGUGUGGAUGAAUGGGGGAAGGGCUGUCGCCCCUGCCACCGGCUGGGACCAGCUGGGCCAACGCCCAGCCAGUGACCUGAGCGCAAAGGUGUUUAAAAACUAAUGCUUCACCCACCUGCCCUCUUUUUUUUUUUAAUCCCUCGCUUUUUUCCUUUCAAAGUUCUAAGAGGGCGAACUCACCGAGGCGAGAAGUGUAACAUUCCCUCCACCCAGCUUAUAAAAGGAUUCUUUCCUGUGCAGGAGCGGAGACUGGAUCCGAAGAAACUGGCUGCUGGGGUUUGUUCCCCGGGUGACGGUCUCUGUGGGAGAUGAACCCCAUUCUUGGACAUCCCCCCUCCCUUUCCAAAAAAGGAAAACUUCCGUUUGAGCGGUUGAGCUAAUUCUGCAAUUUCCUACCAAACGCUGUGCUGGUGGCCCCGGAGCAAGGCUGUGACAUUGGCUGGUGGAGCCCCCUUCCUGUGUUCUGCCUUUGUUCCAGCGCAGCGAUGGUGAGAUCACUGUUCAGAGAAGGGGGACAGCUCCCUCCCGAUAGGACAAAGAGAGCAAGACCUCCACACCCUGGGGAGUCCUGGAGACCCUGACAAUUUGUCUGACUCAUUUCUGAACUCUGUUUUGGCCUGAAGGCUAUGAAUGCACUGAGUCAAAUACGAAUUGCUUCUUUCUGCCCCUCCCAACUGACCAAAAUUUUGACAAUGACGAUGUUCACUAGAAGGAAAAACAGUUUCAUGCACUUUACUUUGUUUUAUUUUAAUUUUUUAUUAAGAAAAACUUUUUUAUUUGAUAGAAUUUGCCUUCUAUGUAUAUAUGUGCAUAAAUUGUGGUGUAAAUAUACUAAACAAACUUAUAUUUCAAUAAAAGGGAGUUUAAAAUUUAGAAUUUUAAUUCCUGUGGUUUUAUAUGUUUGAGGUAUCUGAUGCCCCAUCUGCUUUCAGAAUAAGCUUUAAGCUAUUUCCCUUGUGGAUGUGCUUUUAAAACAAAGGAUGCAUAUCCACUCCAUUUGUGACUGGAACUUACAGAAUUCAACAAAGACAAGAAGAGCUCAUACUCUUCUCCUCACUCAGAUGAACUCAGUGCUGGAAUUUUGAGUUCAGGGAGAGGUUGGGAGAGAGAUGAAGGAAAAGUGUUCUAUUUCCUAGUAAAUAAAACUGAUAUGAAAGGA